Messenger RNA from Mastomys coucha (southern multimammate mouse), 2727 nucleotides. RefSeq names its product zinc finger protein 709-like. The coding region runs from base 132 to 1391 and encodes 419 amino acids. The transcript is spliced from 5 exons. Gene Ontology annotation, cellular component: nucleus. Gene Ontology annotation, molecular function: RNA polymerase II transcription regulatory region sequence-specific DNA binding; DNA-binding transcription factor activity, RNA polymerase II-specific. Gene Ontology annotation, biological process: regulation of transcription by RNA polymerase II. The record is from RefSeq and is a predicted model, not a curated record. NCBI's taxonomy places the organism in Eukaryota, Metazoa, Chordata, Mammalia, Rodentia, Muridae.
UUCACUGUUUAGUUCUUGUUCAGUUUCCGUUUCUUGAGGCUCUGGCUCUGGCUCACAGUUGUGUAAGGUGGCUCAGCUGUAGCUAGCGUCCCUAUGAGGUGCAGACGACGCGGGACGGCAGAAAUUCGGAAAUGAACUCAGUGGCCUUUGACGAUGUGGCUAUAAACUUCACCCAGGAAGAGUGGGCUUUGCUGGAUCCCUCCCAGAAGAAUCUCUACAGAGAUGUGAUGGAGGAAGUAUUUAGGAACCUGACUUGUAUAGAGAAAGGGCGGGAAGACCAGAACCUUGAUAAGGACAAAAAUCUUGAGACAAAUCUAAGGCACAUUAUAGCCAACUCUGGAUACAACCUGUAUGAAAGGGAAGAAUACUCUGAGAAGCCAUAUAAAUUUACACAGUAUAGGAACUCUUUCAUUUCUCUUAUGAGUAUUCAACAUAAUGGACAUAUGAUAACGGACACUGGAAGUAAGCCUUACAAGUGUAUGCUAUGUGGGAAAGCUUUUCAUUUCCCCAGCGAAUUCAGAAUCCACUUAAGAACUCAUACAGGAGAGAAGCCCUAUGAAUGUAAACAGUGUGGGAAAGCUUUCAGUCAUUCCAGCUCCUUUCGAAAACAUGAGAGAACUCACACUGGAGAGAGGCCCUACGUAUGUAAACAAUGUGGGAAAGCCUUUAAUUGUUCUGGUUCCAUCCGAAAACAUGAAAGAACUCAUACUGGGGAGAAGCCUUAUGAAUGUAAACAGUGUGGGAAAGCCUUCAACUGUCCCAGUUAUCUUCAAAUUCAUGAAAGAAGCCACACUGGAGAGAAGCCCUAUGAAUGUAAACAGUGUGGGAAAACAUUCACUUGUUCCAGUUCUCUUCGAAAACAUGAGAGAACUCACACUGGAGAGAAGCCCUAUGAAUGUAAACAAUGUGGGAAAGCCUUUAGUUGUUCUAGUUCCUUUCGAAAGCAUGAACGGACUCAUACUGGGGAGAAGCCCUAUGAAUGCAAGCAGUGUGUGUAUUUAGAAGACAUCAAACAUCUCAUGCUGGAGAGAAGAAGCCCUAUGAAUGUAAACAAUGCAAUAAAUGGUUUAGUUCCAACACUUCACUUCAAAAUCACAGAAGAAGUCAUAAUGGGGAAAAGCCCUAUGGCUGUAAACAGUGUGGUAAAGCUUUCAGUUGUCCCAGUUACAUUUGAAAACAUGAACGAGCUCAUGCUGGGGAAAAAUCCUGUCCAUGCAAACAGUGUGGUAAGUGCUUCAGUGCUUCCUGUUCUCUUCAGAUACACGAAAGAAUUUAUACUGGAGAAAAAGCCCUAUAAAUGUGAACAAGGUGCUAGAGCAUUCAGUUGCUCCACUUCCAUUAGGAAACAGGAACAAAUUCAUAGUGGGGAGAAAUCCUAUAAAUUAGUGUAGGAAAGCCUUUGCUUCCAGUUAGAAUUGAUUACUAACAGUCUUAUAAGUUAUUCAUUACAGUCUUAUGAAUGUAAAUUCUAGCAAAUCCUUAGUUUCUCUAACAGGUUUUUGUUUGUUUGUUUUAACAAAAAUCACAAAGCACACUGGAAAUGGACCUUUGAAAUGUGAGGUAUGUAAAAAAAUGCCUUUCACAUUUCACAGUCCCAGUAUAUUUAGAGCACAUCAAAUAAACUCAUGUAGGAGAGAAACAAUGUGAAUGCAGACAAUGUGGUAGAUCCUUCACUUCUUCCAGGUAUCCUCAGAACCAUUAAAGAAUUCAUGUUGGAGAGUAUCCCUAUUAAUGAAAGCACUAGAGAGCCACUUACUACAAUUGCCUUGUAAACAUGAGUAAACUUGUACCGGAGACACAUCCUUUGAGUACAAAUAAGUAUGGUAAAUAUCACAUUUUCCAUUUGCCCUCAAAGACACUAAAUACUCCUUGGACAAUAAAUCAUCAGAGUAUCUGUAAUGAAUAUGAAAAAAGUGUUUUCUUAAUUUUCAUAAAGGACAUAAACAAGGUUCACCCUGAACAAUAAGAAAGGCCAUGUUUGUGAGAAAGAAAGGUAAAGCUUCAAAUGUCACAGUUCUCUCAGAUUAUGUGAAAGAACACAUACUAGCUAAACACUAGGAAUAGGAAUGUGGGGGGAAGCAUUCAGGUUUUCAGUGCUCUUCAAAGGUAUAAAAAGGACCAGAGGGAAAAAAGUCUAUAGGUCUAAGUAAUAUGGGUAGGCCUCAAUUUUUACACUUCUUUCUGAGAAGCAUAGAAGAACCCUGGAGAAAAGUCUGAGUGUAAGAAAUAUCAGAAAACCUUCAGUUUUCUCACUCUUAUUUGAAGAUAUGAUAGGACUCAUCUAGAAAAAGACUAUUGGGUACAGAAAGUCUACUGAGUUCAUUUCUCAUUGAAAGGUAUGUGAUACACUGGAGAUGGCCGUGCAUUACAUUGACUUUACAAUGUGAAAACAAUGUUUUUCUGGGUUAAAGCAUGGAAUGUGUCUUUUUAUAUUAGAUACAAUUUUGUAGUAUUUUGUUGAGAUUUUUUUACAAACUGUAUUCAAAGAUUUAUGUAUCUUGGUAUAGUAUAUAAUAUAGUAUUAUUUAGUACAUACAGUGUAUGCAUGUAUAUAUGUGUAUCUGUAGGAUACAGUAUAGUUUGUAUAUGAGUAGUAUAUAUUAUAUAACUAGUUUACAUGGUAUGUAAUUAAAUGUAGUCACUAUUUUACUAUAGUAUUAUACUACAUGGCUAUGCUAUUGGAGUCUUAUCAGUGUGUAGAAUAAAGUAUUUGAGUUACCCACCCCA